ACUACGAUAUAUAAUUGAAGUGUAUUUUUUCAAGAUCAGAAAUCAUUUUUUUAACACUUUGUCACCAAACAAUCAUAGAUAGAAAACAAGUUAUUUAUGGUAUCUUCCAUCGGCAGUGUGUGUGUGUGUAGGUUGUUCACAAAACAGCAAAACAAAAAAAUCUAUAUUUGUCCUCGAAAUAACUUUCUUCUUCUUUUUUCAUUCAUUCAUUCAUUCACUCACUUUCUUUCUCUUUAUGAUGUUUUGUGCCUAAUUGAAUUAUUAUUUCAAAUCAAAUGAUGAUUUAUGACAAUUCAAUGAUAAAGUGAGAGAUAGAGAGAUUAAAAACAACUGAGUGAUUAGAAGAAAAAAAAUGCACCGAAAAAAAAUCUGACAAAACCAAACAAGCAGAAAAAAAUUAUAUUGUUGUUUUUUAGACAUUUAAUAAAUAAAUAAAUAAUGGAAACAACAACAGCAACAAGCAUUCAAAAUACCAACAACAUCAACAACGAUAGUGGCAAUGAUACUAAUAAUAACGGUAAUAUUGCCAUGUCAACUGCUGCUGCUGUUGCUGCUGCAUCAUUAUCAUCAUCAUCAAAUAUUGCCGCAAUAGAUACAAUCAAUGUAAUGGAAACUAUUGCCGCAAAUGAUAUAGCUGCUACGAAUAAUAAUAAUAAUACCAUCCAUACACCAAAUCAUCAUCAACAACAUCAUCAUCAUAAUACUCCUUCGCCUAAUCCUCAUCAUCAUCAUACGCAUCCACACCAUCAUCAUCAUCAUCAUCGCCAUCAGCAACAACAACUUACAAAUCAUCAAAAUAAUAAUAUGGCUAUCAUCGAUAGUAACACUAACAACAUCAACACCACCACCACAAUAACAACAACAACAUUAACAACAUCAUCAUCAGCAGACAACACUAUUAGCCAUGUCAUUAUUAAUAGUGGUGGUAUAAAUAAUGAUCAAAAUCAACCACAAUCGAAUCCAAAUAUAUAUGUGAAUAAUAAUCCUAAUAAUACGAUAGCGAUCAAUUCGAAUACGGUUGUGGUAGUUGCCAAUCCGAAUGUACCAUCACAAUCAUCAUUACCACCGAUAACGACUGUGACGAACACAUCGUUAGCGACCAAUGUUGCAUUACCGCCGAAAACAUCAUUAACAACAGCAACAACAACAACACCAACAACAUUAACAACAAAUCAUAAUCAAUUAGUGAAUAAUAAUAAUAAUAAUAAUAAUAAUAAUCAACAACAACAACAAACACCAACAACAACAACAGUGGCAAAUACUGAAGAUACCGAAAUGAGACAUCGUUUUAAAGUAGUCAAAUUAGUUUCAUCACAACCAUAUACACGUGGACGAUGGACUUGUUUUGAUUAUAAUGAUGAAAAUCAAAAUACGAUCAAUAUAUCGAAACAUGUACCGGCUAAUAAGAUUGCACCAAAUGAACAAUUGGAACAGUCGGUUUUAUUACAAGAUCAAAAUUGUCAAACAGGUAAUAAUUCAGGUGGUCAAAUAAAUUCUGAUCAAUCAGAAGUGGCAAUCGAUAAUAAAAUUGAACAAGCAAUGGAUCUGGUCAAAUCACAUUUAAUGUUUGCCGUACGUGAAGAAGUUGAUGUACUAAAAGAACGUAUUAAAGAAUUGGAAUCCGAUAUACAGAUAUUAAAAGCACAUGCAACACCGGAAACAUUAGCAUUAUUAAGUAAUAAUCGUUCAAGUGCCGUUGCCGCUAAUGCAGCAGUUGCGGCUGUAGCUACAGCUGCUGCUGCUGCAGCUUCUGCGGCCAAUGUCAAUGUCAAUCCGGUUAUUAAUAAUAAUAAUAAUACAAUGAAUAAUAAUAAUAAUAAUAAUUCGGGUAUCAUGUCGAAUAAUAUUAAUGUAAAUCCUGAUUGAACAAAUUUUUUUUUUGGUUCAAAAAAUCAUUCUCCAAUAAGAUCCGCCACAAUCCUAAAUUCUGACUAUUCAUCAUCAAUAUAACUGGGCAACAAAUUAUCGAUGCUGAAAUGAAUUUUAAAAAAUAUGAACUCUU
This is a messenger RNA of Dermatophagoides pteronyssinus (European house dust mite), 2002 nucleotides long. RefSeq lists its product as uncharacterized. The record is from RefSeq and is a predicted model, not a curated record. Gene Ontology annotation, cellular component: nucleus; cytosol. Gene Ontology annotation, biological process: positive regulation of cell population proliferation; negative regulation of apoptotic process; regulation of transcription by RNA polymerase II. Lineage: Eukaryota; Metazoa; Arthropoda; Arachnida; Sarcoptiformes; Pyroglyphidae.